This is a messenger RNA of Papilio xuthus (Asian swallowtail), 2036 nucleotides long. RefSeq names its product Lim3 homeobox protein (gene Lim3). Gene Ontology annotation, biological process: neuron differentiation; regulation of transcription by RNA polymerase II. NCBI's taxonomy places the organism in Eukaryota, Metazoa, Arthropoda, Insecta, Lepidoptera, Papilionidae. Gene Ontology annotation, cellular component: nucleus. Gene Ontology annotation, molecular function: RNA polymerase II transcription regulatory region sequence-specific DNA binding; DNA-binding transcription factor activity, RNA polymerase II-specific; zinc ion binding. The coding region runs from base 18 to 1172 and encodes 384 amino acids. The record is from RefSeq and is a predicted model, not a curated record. The transcript is spliced from 7 exons.
GGCGCGGGGCGGUCGCAAUGCUCGCUAUGAUGUACCCCGGAGACGAGGAGCUUGACAUGCGUGUGCCGCCGAUACAACUGGAACAUUUGCCAGAAGUGUUCCUUUCCAGCAUCCCGAAGUGCGGCGGCUGCCACGAGAUGAUCGUGGACCGGUACGUGCUGAAGGUGUCAGAACGUACGUGGCACGCGGGCUGCCUGCGCUGCGCCGAAUGCCGCGCCAUGCUCUCCGGCAAGUGCUUCGCCAGAAACAACCAGCUCUACUGCACCGAUGACUUUUUCAAGCGCUUCGGCACGAAGUGUGCGGGCUGCGGGCAGGGCAUCCCGCCCACGCAGGUGGUGAGGCGCGCGCAGGCACAUGUCUACCACCUGCGAUGCUUCGCCUGCGCCGCCUGCGCCCGCACCCUCAAUACCGGAGAUGAAUUCUACCUGAUGGAGGACGGCAAACUCGUCUGUAAGCCUGAUUACGAAGCUGCUAGGGCUAAAGGAGGCGAGGGUUCGCUGGACGGUGACGCUGCGAGUAAGCGGCCGCGCACCACCAUCACUGCCAAGCAAUUGGAAACGCUGAAGAGCGCGUACAGCAGCAGUCCGAAACCAGCACGACACGUUCGCGAGCAGCUCGCUCAAGACACUGGCCUUGAUAUGCGCGUCGUGCAAGUUUGGUUCCAAAACAGACGAGCGAAGGAAAAGCGAUUGAAAAAGGACGCGGGACGAACGCGGUGGUCACAAUACUUCCGCUCCAUGAAGAGUUCUGGCGGCGGCUCGCCAAGACAUGAUCGCCUGCUUGAUAAGGACGAGCUUAAAAUCGAUCUGGAUUCCUUCAGCCAUCACGAUCUAAGCAACGACAGCUACAGCACUGUCGCGCUGGGUGGCGAGGAGGGCUCGCCGGCUGGCGGCGGCGCUGCAGGCACAGUUGCGCGCUUCGGAGCUGGCGGUACGCCGCCGUACCUUCGCGCGCAUUCGCCGCCCCACGCACAUUACCACUACCCCCCGGAUCAUCUCGUCUACACCAAUAUUGGUCAAGCGAUGAGCGGUGCUGGCAUUGGAGGCGCUGGUGGAACAUCGGAUAUGAGCAGCUCAUCGUCCCCGGCGGCCGGCGGGUACCCAGACUUCCCCCCGUCGCCGGACUCGUGGUUAGGGGAGCCCCACCACUACUCACCGCGUGGCUUCCCCUAGCGCCGGCCACCGCCGGCGCACGCGCUCCCCGCGCAUCCGCCGCCCCCCGCUCUCCCUUCACAGCCCCUCGAGCUAGUGGUUAAACGUGAACUCUAAUAAUCCACAAAAGUGAUUUAAUGGUGACAUGAUAUAUGUAUAAACCAAGUCUCGAGGACUAAAAGGACAGACUUUUUACUUGAAUAGUGAGUGAAGUUUAUUGCAUAAUAAUAAUUAGUGAAAAGUUUCUGAAAUGAAAGCAAACAAACAAAUCUAUAAGCUACUACUUCGGGUCAUCGUAAACUUCGUAAUAUUUAGGAAAGGUACAACACUAUCAUAAUGAAAAUAUCAAAGCAUAGGAAGGAGGGUAUCCAAAUUUGUACAACCAUCUUUCAAGCCAAAUAAAUGAAAGGACGAAAAUAUAUACUAUGCGGCAAUUAUAAACACCAUUUAAAGGAAUGUAAAACGUGAGAUAUUGUGACGAGACUUAGAAUAUUUGGUAAAUGGUCAAUUUUUGUCGAAUUAUGUAAGUAAAUAGUAAGUGACAGUAAUAUACAAACCCAUGAAGUUUACUUGGAAAGGCAUUUUAAAGUCGGCAAUAUUAAAACUCUUUUUACAAUAGAAUGGGAAUGUAUUAUUAGCUCCAUCGAUUUAUCUGCAAAAACUUGUCUAUAAUUAAGUUUUAGAAUUUUUCCUUAUUCUUUCCUAAAGAUCAAUAAUAUGUUAAGACAGACAGUAUCAACCAUACAAAAAGGAUUUGUGUAACCAAAUAUCAAAAACCCAGUUUAGUUUGGUGUUUGUCAAAAAGCUAAUGUAAUCUAAAGAGUGCUAGAAGAAAACAAAAAUUUAUAACAAUUUUAGUAGAAUUAUAGAUUAAGGUAACUUGUA